Hyalella azteca is the source of this 3587-nucleotide messenger RNA. RefSeq lists its product as uncharacterized. The transcript is spliced from 7 exons. The coding region runs from base 477 to 3587 and encodes 1036 amino acids. NCBI's taxonomy places the organism in Eukaryota, Metazoa, Arthropoda, Malacostraca, Amphipoda, Hyalellidae. The record is from RefSeq and is a predicted model, not a curated record.
UCUUGUGUUCUUCUUUCAAGAUUUAAUUUUAUUUUUUAUUGGUUGUGUCAAUUUUCACUGUGAUUGCUAUUAUAUCAACGUCCGAAAAAGAUGACCUGUAUUUGGAUCGCCUUUACCGUAACGGCAGUUCGCUUUGUCCUCUCUACGUCUUGAAACUUGCGUUGAUAUUAUGCGUAACCUUACAUGAUAAAUAUUUAGCAUAGUAUUACUAGAUUUCUGAUAAAUUGCCGCCAAGAUUCGAAAAAGGAACUUUAUUUUCUGGUUGAAAAGGAAUGUUAUUUUCCUAUUGAAAAAGGAACGCUUUUUCUUGUAUCUCACAAAAUUCGGAGCUAGCCACACUGAUUGGUUUUGUGCAGUCGUUGGAAAAUAGGUUUUGAAACUGCGCAUGCAGCUUGGUUUUGUACAACUGCUGGAAAUUCAGAAUUGUAACUGUCAGCGCAAAUUAUUCUCGUCCAUCUGCCAAAAAAUUGCCGACAAUGCUCCAGUUUCUGAAGCACAGCGUCUUCCCAAUUGAAGAGGCGGUGGUGAAAAUCCCGCUGUUCACCGGCGCUCACGACCCGCGCGCUUUUGCUACGUCAUGGAGGGACUCCUGCCGCAAGAAAACGAUACCAGAAGCCAGAAUCCUGAUGAAGCGAGUUACUCGAGCCAAAUUCUUCAUACGUCUGCCGUAUCAGCACUACUCAGGCUAUCGGCUGUUUGCGUCCCGAGAAUGCCUUGCUGCUACGUACUACUGCUUGGCUGCCAUCAACAAUAUUGGAAACUUGCCACCAAAUCAGGAUGAUGCAGUUGCCAUCAGUAACUGGCUGCAAAAACAAGAGGACUUCAUUGAAACCUCUAAUUUGUCAUACUUCGAAGAGCUCGAGUAUUUAUUGGCGAUUGUUUUCGAAUUGUUCGUACAAGAACGAUACUCGACAGGAUUGAAAGACGACUUCUUGCAAAUAAUGAUGAUUUUGCGCCACUUUUCAAAAUCCCUGUAUAAAAAGUCAAUGUACUGCCACGUGGAAAACCAUAGCUAUUUUUAUGAAAAUUGUAUGAAAAUGUCUCUUAUCUCACACGCCAUUUGUUACUUCAUGGAACUCUAUCUGACAAAAUUCAACUUUUCUGAUGAACAAACCGCUCCUCACCUUUUCAGUAUUGCAACUAUAACGAGAUGCGUGCUCGAGAUUAUCAAUAAAGUGAAAGAUGCACACGAAACAAUCAGCGAGUUCGUCAAAAAGAACAUACCACAUGAAUCUGAGAUUGGUGACGUAAAUUGGUGCAUUUAUAUAUGGGAUGCCAUUCGACGACUCGGUGGAAGAGAUCUCGAAAUUCCGUCCAACGAAAGACAUAAAAAAUGCUCGUGUUGCUCAUGGCUUUGCAAUGACCCCGCUCAAAUGUGUAUCACAAACUGUUGCGGCUUCGUUUGCAAGGACUGCAUCUCAGCUAUUGUGGAAAAUAAUUUGUCGUGCAUCAAAUGCAGGAAUAAUAUCAAAGCCUGGACGUCAAUUGAGGAAGUCAUCGCCUUCUCACAAGCCGAAACGAAACAUUCGAGACGACUCGACCGUCAAAACACAUUCCAAAAUGAGCAAGCGCAGAAUGAACCUCUUGAGAACGUCGGUAACAACGAGAACCUCGACAGAACCACGGUAUCGGAUGAAUCCCAAGACAGCCGUGAUGAUAUAGCAACGGACAAUCAUGUGUACAGUGAAGAUACCAGUCCUGGCUGCUCACCCUCUGAAAGUAGCCGAGAGGAUAGUGACGAUAACCGCUCUAAGAGAAUGACCUACCUUGAAAUAUACUCUCAAGAGGUGACCACUAAUCACUCAAGUGUUCAUGCCCCCAGUGCCAACGCAAGUGAUGCCACGAAUAGCAAUGGCAUUAAUGAUAAUCAGAACGUGCAAUCGGGAAACAGUCGAAAGAAAACGGUUGGAAACAACUUGGAAGUUUUGGACAGAGGUAGUUCAAAUAGAAAUGCCAUACAUGCGAGAUGCAAACCUGAGAAGAGCACCGUUGAAAGUGGUGGAGAAAUGUCUGAGGGCAGCUGUGGAGAGAGUUCAAUGGGUAUCGCUGGGCACGGUGGUUCAAUGGGUAUCACUAGACACGGUGGUUCAAUGGGUAUCUCUAGACACGGCGGGCCAGUGAGAAUAGCCGCCAGUCCUUUGGGUAUCACUAGGCACGGUAGUCCAGUGGGGCCAGUGGCUAUCGCUGGACGCAGUGGUUCAAUGGGUAUCGGUGGCCCGGUGGAGAUCGCUAGACAUAGCGGGCCAAUGGGUAUCGUUAGAUAUAGCGGGCCAAUGGGUAUCGCUAAUCAUAGCGGACCAAUGGGUAUCGCUGGACAUAGCGGGCCAAUGGGUAUCGCUAGACAUAGCGGGCCAAUGGGUAUCGCUAGACGUAGCGGGCCAAUGGGUAUCGCUAGACAUAGCGGGCCAGUGGGUAUUGCUCGACAUGGUCCAGCGGGAAAUACUCGACGCGGUCCAGCGGGGACCGCUGUGGACGGACCAAACCGCUCUGAAAUUAUUGUUAAAGAAGGCUUGCAGAAAAUUAUCGGCGACUUUUCGGCUUUCGCUGACAACACGAUGCUUAAUUGUGCUGGAAACCGUCUUGAACGAAUAACUGACUACAAGAGUGAGACCAUCGGAAAAUUUGUUCCUCAAAGUGCGGGCGAUGGAGGCGGAGGCAGUGGCGAAAACCGACGUGGAGACAUGACGGCUGGCAGCUCUGGAGGCAUGACGGCUGGCAGCUCUGGAGGCAUGACGGCUGGCAGCUCUGGAGGCAUGAUGGCUAGCAGCUCUGGAGGCAUGAUGGCUGGCAGCUCUGAAGGCAUGAUGGCUGGUAGUUCUGGAGGCAUGAUGGCUGGCAGCUCUGAAGGCAUGAUGGCUGGUAGUUCUGGAGGCAUGAUGGCUGGCAGCUCUGAAGGCAUGAUGGCUGGUAGUUCUGGAGGCAUGAUGGCUGGCAGCUCUGAAGGCAUGAUGGCUGGUAGUUCUGGAGGCAUGAUGGCUGGCAGCUCUGAAGGCAUGAUGGCUGGUAGUUCUGGAGGCAUGAUGGCUGGCAGCUCUGAAGGCAUGAUGGCUGGCAGCUCUGGAGGCAUGAUGGCUUCUUCGAGGCCUAAUCUUAGGGUUGGUCGCUCGGCUUCAAGAAGCAGGCGGCAUCAGGAGAAAAUUAGAGCUUCAUCAGAAAUUAGAAAAAGAGUUCUACGAAAGAUCAAGAAACCAAAGUCCGCGACUUACGGCGCCGGAUGCGUCAAGGCGUUCAAGGCGUCCAAGGCGUUCAAGGCGUCCAAGGUGUUCAAGGCGUCCAAGGCGCUCAUGGCGUCCAAGGCGUUCAAGGCGUUCAAGGCGUCCAAGGCGUUCAAUGCGUCCAAAUCAUUCAAGGCGUCCAAGGCGUCCAAGGCGUCCAAGGCGUUCAAGGCGUCCAAGGCGUUCAAGGCGUCCGAGGCGUUCAAGGCGUCCAAAUCAUUCAAGGCGUUCAAGGCGUUCAAGGCGUCCAAGGCGUCCAAGGCGACCAAGGCGUCCAAGGCGUCCAAGGCGUUCAAAUUGUUCAAGGCGCAAUACAUUUCAGAUGUCCAUCCUUUGAAGCUCAGAACGCACGCCAUUUCAGACGACCUAUAA